CACUCCAAUUCGGCCGAGCGCUCGGGACGGCAAAUUGCCGAGCCGAUGAACGUCGUCUCAGCAGUCUUGCGGUUGAAGUUUCCAGAAGCGGUUUGAUACUGUAUAAAAUCUGGUGGCGCAAAGCACGUGUCGAAAAGAAUAGAGAAAAAGGCAGUGCAGUGCAUAACGCAGAAUUGCUGAACGAGUCACAUCCGUGUGAAAGUGAAAUUGGUCUCAGUUCUACCGUAGGAAAAACCACAAAACUCAUCCAAGAUGCCGGAACCACAAGAGGGCGAGACCUUCGCAUUCCAGGCUGAGAUUGCUCAGCUGAUGUCCCUGAUCAUCAACACGUUCUACUCGAACAAGGAAAUCUUCCUGCGUGAGUUGAUCUCGAACUCGUCCGAUGCGCUGGACAAGAUCCGCUACGAGUCGCUGACGGAUCCCUCGAAGCUGGAGUCGGGCAAGGAGCUGUUCAUCAAGAUCAUCCCGAACAAGGAGGCCGGCACACUGACGCUGAUCGAUACCGGUAUCGGCAUGACGAAGGCCGACCUGGUGAACAACCUCGGUACGAUUGCCAAGUCGGGCACGAAGGCGUUCAUGGAGGCGCUGCAGGCCGGCGCAGACAUCAGCAUGAUCGGCCAGUUCGGUGUCGGUUUCUACUCGGCGUACCUGGUCGCCGACAAGGUGGUGGUGACGUCGAAGAACAACGAUGACGAGCAGUACGUGUGGGAGUCGUCGGCCGGUGGCUCGUUCACGGUGCGCCCGGACAGCGGGGAGCCGCUGGGCCGCGGUACCAAGAUCGUGCUGCACAUCAAGGAGGACCAGCUGGAGUACCUGGAGGAGAGCAAGAUCAAGCAGAUCGUGAACAAGCACUCGCAGUUCAUCGGCUACCCGAUCAAGCUGCUGGUGGAGAAGGAGCGCGAGAAGGAGGUGAGCGACGACGAGGCCGAGGAGGAGAAGAAGGAAGAGAAGGAGGAGAAGAAGGACGACGAGCCGAAGCUGGAGGACGCCGAAGACGAUGAGGACAAGAAGGACAAGAAGAAGAAGACCGUGAAGGUGAAGUACACCGAGGACGAGGAGCUGAACAAGACGAAGCCGAUCUGGACGCGCAACGCGGACGACAUCUCGCAGGAGGAGUACGGCGAGUUCUACAAAUCGCUCACCAACGACUGGGAGGACCAUCUGGCGGUGAAGCACUUCUCGGUGGAGGGCCAGCUGGACUUCCGCGCGCUGCUGUUCGUGCCCCGCCGCAUGCCGUUCGAUCUGUUCGAGAACAAGAAGAAGAAGAACAACAUCAAGCUGUACGUGCGCCGUGUGUUCAUCAUGGACAACUGCGAGGAGCUGAUCCCGGACUACCUGAACUUCAUCAAGGGCGUGGUCGACUCGGAGGACCUGCCGCUGAACAUUUCCCGCGAGAUGCUGCAGCAGAACAAGAUCCUGAAGGUGAUCCGCAAGAACCUGGUGAAGAAGUGUCUGGAGCUGUUCGAGGAGCUGGCCGAGGACAAGGAGACGUACAAGAAGUUCUACGACCAGUUCAGCAAGAACCUGAAGCUGGGCGUGCACGAGGACAGCCAGAACCGGCAGAAGCUGGCCGAUCUGCUGCGCUUCAACACGUCCGCGUCCGGAGACGAGUACUGCUCGCUGAACGACUACGUGGGCCGCAUGAAGGAGAACCAGACGCAGAUCUACUUCAUCACGGGCGAGAGCAUCGACCAGGUGAAGAACUCGGCGUUCGUGGAGCGCGUGAAGAAGCGCGGCUUCGAGGUGAUCUACAUGACGGAACCGAUCGACGAGUACGUGAUCCAGCAGCUGAAGGAGUACAAGGGCAAGCAGCUGGUGUCGGUGACGAAGGAGGGCCUGGAGCUGCCGGAGGACGAGGCCGAGAAGAAGAAGCGCGAGGAGGACAAGGCCAAGUUCGAGAACCUGUGCAAGGUGAUGAAGUCGGUGCUGGAGAGCAAGGUGGAGAAGGUGAUGGUGUCGAACCGGCUGGUGGACUCGCCCUGCUGCAUCGUGACGUCGCAGUACGGCUGGUCGGCCAACAUGGAGCGCAUCAUGAAGGCGCAGGCGCUGCGUGACUCGUCGGCCAUGGGCUACAUGGCGGGCAAGAAGCAUCUCGAGAUCAACCCGGACCAUGCCAUCAUCGAGACGCUGCGCCAGCGCGCCGAGGCGGACAAGAACGAUAAGGCGGUGAAGGAUCUGGUGAUUCUGCUUUUCGAGACGGCGCUGCUGUCCUCCGGCUUCUCGCUGGACGAGCCCGGAACCCAUGCGUCCCGCAUCUACCGCAUGAUCAAGCUGGGUCUGGGCAUCGACGAGGACGAGCCGAUGACGACGGACGAGAGCAGCAGCGGUGCUGCGGCAGCGGCCCCAGCGUCGGGCGAUGCUCCGCCGCUGGUGGACGACUCGGAGGAUCUGUCGCACAUGGAGGAGGUCGAUUAAAUCAAGGGGCUGCUAUGAGCAUUCGGGGGUUCCGUGGUUAAUCAUCCAUCUGAAGUGUUCAGGGUAAUUAAACAUGCCAGUUUUUAGGUUAUAUUUACGUAAAACAAUUCUAAAUGGUGAUAUCUCAUCUAAUGCAGUUAGGUCAUGCAGGUCUGAAAGAGAGCAGGGUUUACAAUAGAAUUUUAAUUUUCAGGAGAGUGCGUUAAUGGAAGAGUGCGAUGUAUAAUGGAUGUUCAGGAGAGUAUGCAGUACAGGAUUUUUUUUAAAUAUUUUUGUUCCAUGCGAUAAUUAGUUCGUUCAAUAGCGUUGCGACAAUUUUGAUCAGUUCUGUAUACUAAUCUUUAGUUGAGUUGUACUUUACAUUUGUGCAUAUCCUGAUAAAUUCAACCGCGUUUUAGCGGAGGACUCUACAAUAAAGGACAAUGAAUUGUACUGUUUAAAA
Molecule: messenger RNA, 2857 nt
Organism: Anopheles gambiae (African malaria mosquito)
Lineage: Eukaryota; Metazoa; Arthropoda; Insecta; Diptera; Culicidae
Product: heat shock protein 83
Exons: 2
Coding region: 253-2415 (720 amino acids)
Biological process (GO): cellular response to heat; protein stabilization; protein folding
Cellular component (GO): plasma membrane; perinuclear region of cytoplasm; protein-containing complex
Molecular function (GO): ATP-dependent protein folding chaperone; disordered domain specific binding; ATP binding
Source: RefSeq, a predicted model, not a curated record